Rhodotorula toruloides NP11 is the source of this 2583-nucleotide messenger RNA. RefSeq names its product ENTH domain containing protein. The transcript has 5 exons. The record is from RefSeq and is a predicted model, not a curated record. Gene Ontology annotation, cellular component: clathrin-coated vesicle; clathrin-coated pit. Bases 1 to 2583 code for a protein of 860 amino acids. Gene Ontology annotation, biological process: vesicle budding from membrane; clathrin-dependent endocytosis; clathrin coat assembly. Lineage: Eukaryota; Fungi; Basidiomycota; Microbotryomycetes; Sporidiobolales; Sporidiobolaceae. Gene Ontology annotation, molecular function: clathrin heavy chain binding; SNARE binding; 1-phosphatidylinositol binding.
AUGUCGAUGCGCAAGACUGUCGAGCUGGCUACGAAGCCCAAGCGGGCGGCGCCAAAGGCCAAGUACAUCGACCCUAUCGUCCAAGCGACGUUCAAUCAAGAUGGCCAGCUGCAGGAUAUUGUGCGGACGCUGGCGACGCGGUUACGGGAUCCGAAUCCCACGGUCGUCUUCAAGUCGCUCAUCACCCUCCACACUAUCAUGAGAUCUGGCUCGCUCGACCCCGUCUUCUCCUACCUCUCGUCCUCGUCCAUCUCCCUCAGCCUCUCGGGCCAAGAAGCAGCAAACGUCGCUGCUUACGGCCACUACCUUGCGAGCCGAAUCAAGGCGUACGGAAACCUCAAGCGGGACGUUAUCCGUGACAAGAGCGACCGGAGAGCCGCGAACAGGUUGCGGAAGUUGACGGUUGAGCAGGGGUUGUUGCGCGAGACGAGGGAGAUUCAGCGGAUGAUUGCGGCAUUGGUCGACUCAAAGUUCUACACUGAGGACGUCGACGACGAUGUAUCGAUGACGGCUCUCCGGCUGCUCGUCAAGGACCUCCUCGUCCUCUUCACUUGCGUCAACGAGGGCGUCAUCAACGUCCUCGAGAACUUCUUCGGCAUGUCGCACGUCGAUGCGACCACCGCGCUCAAGAUCUACAAGACCUUCUGCCGCGACACGGAGAAAGUCGUCGCCUACCUCGGCACGGCCAAGAAGCUCUACAACGUGCUCAACAUCCCAAUACCGAACAUCAAGCAUGCGCCGUUGUCGCUCGCCAGCUCGCUGGAGGAAUACCUCAACGACCCGAACUUUGAGCAGAACCGGCAGGAGUACAAGGAGAACAAGCGGAUUGCGGACGGUGGAACGCCUCGCUCUUCGACGCCCAAAGCGACGGCGACGACGAACGGGUCUGCCUCGACCGCGCCCGCCGCCUCGUCGUCCUCCGCACCUUCGACUUCCGAACCCUCCUCUUCGACCGCUCCGAAAUCCUUCACCGAUUUCUUCGAGUCGAUCGAGACGUCGCAGGUCUCGAUGUUCAAUUCGCCGCAGAUGGCCGGCGGCCAGUUCCAGCAGCAGCCGAUGUUUGCUCCCUUUGCGGCCCCUCAGCCGACCGGCAUGCCCUUCAUGGGUCAGCCGACUGGUCUCAUGCCGCAGAUGCCGCAGAUGACGGGCAACCCGUUCCUCCAGCCGCAGAUGACGGGCUUUGCUCCGAUGCAGCAGCCCCAGAUGACGGGCUUCCUCCAGCCCCAAGCAACGGGCAUGAUGGCGAACCCGUUCCGGCAGAGCAUGAUGAUGACGGGCGCGGCGCCGAACCCGUUCGGGCAACAGCAGCAGGGGAUGAUGCCGCAAGCGACGGGCAUGCCCUUCGCGUCGGCGCCUCCGCCUGUCCCCCAGAUGCAGCCACAGAUGACGGGCAUGGCCUCGCCGUUCGGGCGGAUCCAGCCGCAGGCGACGGGCAACCCCUUCGGCUCGCUCGGCCAGCGACCAAUGAGCAUCAUGCCGCAGGCGACUGGCAAUCCGUUCCAGCAGCAACAGCAACAGCAGCAAUCCCAGUCGUCCUUCUCUUCGAUGCCGCCUCCCGUCUCUUCAGCUCCUGUCGCUUCUGGCGCACCUCACCUCGCCCCGACGACCUCGUCCGCACCAUCUUCCUCCCCCUCGCCGCUCGUCCCGCAAAAGACCGGAGCACGGAAUCCGUUUGCGCCUGCGCCCGGCACCAACAUCCCGCAGACUCAGCCAAAGCCAGAAGCGGGUCCCAGCAUGAACGAGCUCGCGUCGAACGCCUUCGCCGCUCGACUCGCGUCGCAGUACCAGCAGCAGCAGCAGCAGCCCAUGCAGCCUCAGCAGACGGGCUUGCAGCCGUCGCAGGUCAACGGUACCGCGACAGGAUCGUCGACGCCGUCCCAGCAGCAGCAGGCGCCAAAGCUCGACGCUUUCUCGGCCUUUGUCAAGCAAGAGCGGGAGAAGGAGGCCGCCGCUGCAGCCGGCACGCCGCUCAUUGCGCAGAAGACCGGAGGCCUCUUUGCCAGCAUCGCCUCCGACCUCGCUCGGACAGGCAGCCCUUCUGCCGCGGGUUCGCAGAAUACGAGUUCGCCCUUCUCCUCCGGUCCGGCCACAUCGAGCACCACGCCCUUCUCCUCCUCCUUCACGCCCUCCUCGCUUCCGACCCCGUUCUCCACCAUGCCCCUCUCGUCGCCCGGAUCCGCCCCCUCACCGUUCUCCCAGUCGAUGAACUCGACCUCGGCUCCCUUCCUCACCUCGCAGCCGACAGGCUUCGCCGGCUCGUCCGUCAAGCCCUUCCAGCCCAGCUCGUCGUUCGGUAGCAAACUCGCAUCGGAACUCGGCCCGCCCUCUACCCUCUCCGCCCAGCCAACCGGCUUCGGCUCCUCCUUCUCGCCCUCCGACACUAACGUCAUGGCAACUCCGUCGUCGUGGGCGAGUCCGGCGCCGGCUCUCCAGCCUCAGUCAACCGGCUUCAGCGCUUUUGGCGGGACGAAGCUCCCGCCGCUCAAUACGCCGCUGAGCGCCGGUCUUACGACUCAGCCAACGGGCACGGGCGGGUUCGGCGGUUCUGGAUCAACAGGGGUAGCUACCGGUAGCCUGAUCUAG